CUGGACACUGAAACAUUGACUUUGAGAUACAAGCUUGGUUUUGACAUAUGUUACAGAGUUGUGCCAGUGGCUUUGGGAACAGCUCGUCCCAUGUCCCUGGCCCUUGUCGUUUUGGAAUUAUGACCUUCCUAAAUUCACAGGUCAAGAGGUCACACUGGCUUCCCCACACACUCUUUUUGGCUCUCCUUUAGCCAUACAAUGGGCUAGAGAUGUGCAACCACUUCCGGCCGAGAGCCGGCAACCCGCCGAUAGCUGGUCUAAAGUUUUGUCCGUCUGGUCCCCUGAGAAGGGUCUCAACACGGAGACAAAUUCAGCUAGGGUUGCCUGCUUUAAUAUAUAUUAGAUUAUGGAAGCACACAGUAGAUAUAAAAAGGUUUAAAUAUGGAAGUAAGCAUUUUUAUCCAUUAAAGCUGAAGUAGUUGAGGGAAAAGAAUGCUAACCCACUUUUGCAUUACUGUAAUGGAGGCCUUCCAGGCGCACCCUGGCCCGUGUCUCUAUCUCCUUCCGAGGCAGAGUUUGAACCAGAAGGGCGCCACCUAGCCGGCGCUGACAUAUGUAACAGUGCUCUUGGAGAGCUUUCCAACGGUCUCCGUCCCUCAUCCCUCGCUGCUUCCGUUAAAGAGAUAUAGCGCUUAACGAGGUGAAAAAUCCGAACAUUUGGCGCCCCCUACCUCCGGACAGAAAGGUCCUGCGGCUUUGCUUCGAAGACCGCGUGGCACUGCUCACGGAGACCUUUCCGACGAUGCCUGGCUUGUGGCUCUCCGACCUAGUGUGGCCGAGAUGGCUUCUCACACACACUUUAGCAGGAUGGCCUGAAAGGCCUCAAAUCCCACAGGCCUGGCUGCAGUCAAAAAGCCACUGGGCACCGAAACAUUGACUUUGAGAUACAAGCUUGGUUUUGACAUAUGUUACAGAGUUGUGCCAGUGGCUUUGGGAACAGCUCGUCCCAUGUCCCUGGCCCUUGGCAUUCCCAAGUGAUGGCCUUCCAAAGGCUAAAGGUCAAUAGGUCCCUUUGGAAAUUUUUGCAUGCUAUAUCUGGGGCCUGUUCAGCUAUACAAUGAGAUAGAGACUUGCAGCCUUUUCGGUGUGAUUCCUGGCAUCCCUCCGAUGAAGUGUGUUGAUUUUGGUCCCGCUUGCCCCAUGGGAAGGACCUCCAAAGGGGUCCCAAAGUCAGAGGGGUUCGCCUGCUUUGUGUAGAUUAGAUUAUGGAAGCAUACAGUAGAUGGAAAUAUGGAAGUAAGCAUUUUCAUCCAUUAAAGCUGAAGUAGUUGAGGGAAAGCUCAAGUUCACUGUACCAUAAUGGGACUCAGACACAAACCCAGAGAGACCAAAGAGAAAACAGAGAAUCAAGUAAAACCACAGGGGAAAGGGGAAACAGCUGAAACAUAACCAUUGAUAUAAAAGCACAGAUCACAACUAAGAUAUUCCAAAUUCUCAUCUACAGCAUUGGCCAUAGACGAGAAUCUGGAAUUUCCAAAUUUUCAUCUAUGACCCAUGGCGUAGAUGAGAAUACCAAGAAGACAGUUCCCAUAAUCCUUUGGCAUGACACAGAGGUUAUAGGUCAGUACCAGCCAUAUUGACGUGAGCUCCAUGAAUACUCCAUCGGCAUGGUAUGUUGGUCUCUUAAAACCACAAAUUUCAAUGGUUUUUAGCCCACCUGAACAGUUCCAACUCAUUUGUAGUGUCUUAGAAAGAGUUUAGGGACAAUUUGACAUGAUGUUAGAUUGAAGUUUUUAGUUGAAGUUUUACUUUUUUCAUGAGUUUUUCGUUUUGCUAUUUAACAUGCUAAAGUGCUAGCGUGGCUAGUGUGUAGAUUGGAAUUUGGGUCGAUUGCAUUGUCUUCCACAUUUUCUUAUAAAAUAGUCAUUUCAACAGUUACAAUUCCGAAUUUUAACACAAUUUUGUUCCUUUCAAAUGUUGACUUUUGGUCCAUGAUGUUAGAUUAAAGUUUUUACUUGAAGUUUUACUUUUUUCAUGGGUUUUUCGUUUUGCUAUUUAACAUGCUAAAGUGCUAGCGUGGCUAGUGUGUAGAUUGGAAUUUGGGUCGAUUGCAUUGUCUUCCACAUUUUCUUAUAAAAUAGUCAUUUCAACAGUUACAAUUCCGAAUUUUAACACAAUUUUGUUCCUUUCAAAUGUUGACUUUUGGUCCUUGAUGUUAGAUUAAAGUUUUUACUUGAAGUUUUACUUUUUUCAUGGGUUUUUCGUUUUGCUAUUUAACAUGCUAAAGUGCUAGCGUGGCUAGUGUGUAGAUUGGAAUUUGGGUCGAUUGCAUUGUCUUCCACAUUUUCAUCUAAAAUAGUCGUUUAAAAAGUUACAAUUCCGAAUUUUAACACCAUUUUGUUCCUUUCAAAUGUUGACUUUUGGUCCAUGUCUUGCUUGCAGGUACCCAUCCCCAGAUCAUUAGUCUUUAAACUGCGUCCUCAAAGAACCCACAUCUCCAGGUUCAGGUUUUGGCGCUACUGCAUGAUAGUCUCAAUUUUGCUUUUGUCUUUACUACGCUCUCAUGGUCUCCAGAUACAUUUAAGCUCAAAGUCACCAAAAUUUGCAGCAGUGGGAGACACUGCACAGCGCAGCUGUCACUUCAACCUUCAUCCCAAGGACUCAGGAGUUCUCGAUAUUGAAUGGAGCAUCAAGCCUUGUCAAACACUUGUCAUCUGGUAUAGUGGAGAUCGGAUCUAUGACAACUAUAAUCCAUUCGGCCGUAGAGUUUGCUUUGUGUCUCCUGAUCCUGCCAGUGGCAAUGCGUCUAUAAACAUCAGUAACUUGAAAAUGACAGACACAAACACCUACCAGUGCAAGGUCAGAAAAGGUCCUGCUGCAAUCAAGAGCAGAAUCAUUCACCUUAAUGCAAUAAAGAGACCAGCUAAGCUUGAGUGUUACGCAGAGGAUGCAGUUGAGUUGAAUCGCAAACUGGCAUUCAGAUGUAGGGCCGCAAAGGGAAGCCCCCCCAUCUGGUACUCAUGGUCCAUGAACGGCACACGCAGACUCCCCCACGAUGCCACUUUUGACCCCACACGAGGUGACCUGGUUUUAACAAUCAGCAAGGAAAUUCUUUCUUCGGGGACCUUGGUCUGCACAGCUCAUAACCCUGUUGGUAUGAAGACAUGUCUGGUAGCACUCAGGUUGAACUCAACAGGUGGAAUAACUUCAGCAGCAGCCACAGCAGGCAAAGCAGCCGGAGCAGUCACAUUGCUCAUGGUCUUAAUCAUCCUCACAGCCGUCAUUAUUUUCAGACGUAAAAGAGGAAAGAAAGGGGAUUAUGGAAAUGAGAUCGCAGAGGGUGAACCGCCUCCCCGAAAAUGGCUGUCCAAAAAGAGUCACCGGGUUGUGUCUUCAAGCACUGCCUCAUGUGCAAGACAGGAACUCAAGGUCCAGAUGCAGGGGAACCGAAAACAAAAGAACUCAGAUGCUGCAGAUCACCCACUCUACGUGGAAAUGAAAGAUCUGGAUGUGGGCGGGGUGAUGUGGGAUCCCUUUAAGUGUCAUCAGCUGGUGAGAUAUUCCAGGAACCUCAGCUGCCAGGAUGAGUCACCUGCUGCUGGCACGUGAGACUUCCAGCGAGCAUUUUCCUGGUGGAAUCCUUUACAUCCUUUUACAGGCCUCCUCCACCAGGUAGCCACUUCCCCUGCUUCUCGGUCUCAGAACUUUUUUUCCACUGGCUAGCUCUUUUUUAGAUUCUGUUUGAUGGGUCCUGAUAUUCAAGUGUUUAGUUAUUUUCAGUUUCAGGAGGAAUCUUAAACCUUCAGGCAAAUCCUUAAUGUGGGGUUAAUGUUGUUUUUUAUGAAGAGGUUACCCCCUGAGUCAAACUCUGCAGAAACCAUAGCCAUAGAGAAGAGUCUUUGUUUUCCAAAUUUGAUUUCCAGCAUUCAAUGUUAUAUAACAUGUUAAGUAAAAUAAAUGUUUCUAGUAGAUAGUUA
Molecule: messenger RNA, 3917 nt
Organism: Scatophagus argus
Lineage: Eukaryota; Metazoa; Chordata; Actinopteri; Scatophagidae
Product: coxsackievirus and adenovirus receptor homolog
Exons: 2
Coding region: 2368-3549 (393 amino acids)
Biological process (GO): homotypic cell-cell adhesion
Cellular component (GO): intercalated disc; bicellular tight junction; basolateral plasma membrane
Molecular function (GO): cell adhesion molecule binding
Source: RefSeq, a predicted model, not a curated record